Molecule: messenger RNA, 344 nt
Organism: Staurois parvus
Lineage: Eukaryota; Metazoa; Chordata; Amphibia; Anura; Ranidae
Source: the annotation of a GenBank genome assembly
GCGAAUAUAGUAAAUUGCGGGGUCCAGGGGAGCGGAUAUAGUGAAUGCAGGGUCCAGGGAGAGCGGAUAUAGUGAAUGCAGGGUCCAGGGAGAGCGGAUAUAGUGAAUGCAGGGUCCAGGGGAGAGAGGAUAUAGUGAAUGCGGGUCCGGGGAGAGUGGAAAUAGUGAAUGCGGGGUCCGGGGGAGAGCGGAUAUAGUGAAUGCGGGGUCUGGGGAGAGCGGAUAUAGUGGAUGCGGGGUCUGGGGAGAGCGGAUAUAGUGAAUGCGGGGUCCAGGGAGAGCAGAUAUAGUGAAUGCAGGGGUCCGGGGGAGAGCGGAUAUAGUGAAUGCAGGGGUCCGGGAGA